This is a messenger RNA of Penicillium expansum, 1011 nucleotides long. RefSeq names its product aromatic alcohol reductase. The coding region runs from base 1 to 1011 and encodes 336 amino acids. Gene Ontology annotation, molecular function: oxidoreductase activity. NCBI's taxonomy places the organism in Eukaryota, Fungi, Ascomycota, Eurotiomycetes, Eurotiales, Aspergillaceae. The record is from RefSeq and is a predicted model, not a curated record. The transcript is spliced from 4 exons.
AUGUCAUCAAAUACCGUCCACGUGGCGAUUCUUGGCGCAACCGGGCAGACGGGCGGCGUCAUUGUGAACGCUCUUCUUGAGUCAAAAUCGCCAAAAUUUAGGGUCACUGCCCUCACUAGACCCUCCUCUCUUCAAAAGCCGGCAGUUAUUGAGAUGGCUAACAGAGGAGUGGGGAUUGUGACUGCUGAUCUUAAUGGACCGACAAAGGAUUUGGAAGAGGCGCUGUCGGGAGUAGAUAUCGUGAUAUCCACCAUCUAUGGUGGUAACCUUAUGGAUGAAAUUCCCCUCAUGGAUGCCUCAAAAUCUGUCGGUAUCAAACGAUACUUGCCUUGCUUCUUCGCAACAGUUGCACCCCCGAAAGGCGCUCUGAGAUUGAGAGAUAUGAAAGAGGAUAUUCUCAACUACGCCAAGAAACUCAAUCUUCCGUAUACAGUCAUAGACGUGGGUUGGUGGUAUCAGGUCACCUUGCCUCGCCUCCCUUCUGGUCGCAUCGAUUAUGCCGUCAUGGAAACAAUGGACGGCAUAGCUGGCGAAGGAGAUGUCCCUUUUGCUAUGACAGAUGUCAGAGAUGUCGGGAAGUAUGUUGCCCGGGUUAUCGUCGAUCCGCGGACUCUAAACCGAAUGGUUUUCGCCUACAAUGAAGUCAUGACUCACAACCAGUUAUAUGACUUAUUGGAAGGUCUCAGCGGCGAGAACUUGGAACGCAAAUAUGUUCCGGUGGAGGCUAUCAGGUCCAGCAUUUCCAAGAUCGAGGCCACACAGCCAAGCGCAGACUCGCCUGAUUUUGUUAUGCUUGCCCAGUAUCAAUACUGGUACUCGUGUUGUGUUCGUGGAGAUAACACCCCAGAGUACGCCAAAUAUUUGGGGUAUCUUACCACCAAAGAGUUGUAUCCCGACGCCAAGUGGAUCAGCCUUGAGUCAUACGCCCAAGAAGUCCUUGAUGGAAAUGCGAAGAGAGUGUACGAGCAUCUGCAGCACUUGGCUCCUGCCAGGGCCGUGGAAACGAAAUAG